AUGAAUAAUUUGUCCUGCCUGGCAUUCCUCCGCUCGUUAUCCUCUGACCUCAGGAAUCAAACCGUGUUAGAGACGAAGAUCAAUGGAGUGGACAUUCAGAACAGAGAGGAGGCGGUGGCCAUCCUGACACGAGAGGACAGCAUCAACUUCUCCCUGCUGCUGGCUCGUCCGGAUAUAGAGAACGAGCAGCCCGUAGAUCCAGAGGAGGUCAUGGAGCUGACUCUGGAGGGAGGAGGCUUCCACCAAAACCCCCGAGCGUCUUCCUGCUCGGUCACCUCGGCUCACCUCGCAGGAUAUUACCGACUCUACCGAGGAGGAGAAGCAGCAGGAGGAGGAGGAGGAGGAGGAGGAGGAGGAGGAGGAGGGCUGACCUGCCAAGGAGGAGAAGGCGGCAAAGAAGCAGCAGCAGGCGGCGACAUGGACGAGGAGGAGGAGGAGGAGGAGGAUGGGGAGGAAGGAGAGACAGGAGAGAGGGAGGACAGAGACCCCCCUGUGCCCCUCCCUCCUCUGCUCAGCCUGGCUCCUCUGCUCUCCAACAGUCAGGAGCUGGACAGCGGGGUCGGACGCACGGACGACAGCACCCGCUACGAGGAGUCGUCUGAGCACGACCUGCUGGGGGAUCAAACCAGCGCCUGUAACACCAACACCACCAACACGCCCGGAAGCACCCGCAAGUUCAGAGCCGGACCCAGCCCCAGGCCGAGUCCUCGACCCAGCCCCGGCCUCGGUCCAAGUCCUGGGCAUGGCAGAGGAGACACCACCCCACCUUUCCUCCACCUGCGAGACCUCCAGCUCAGCUCCGACUCCCUCCCGGGUCUGGACUGGACGGCUGGGGGAGGAUCAGGAGGAGCGGCGUACAGCCCUCACCACCAUCACCACCACAAGCACUUCCACCACCACCACCACCCGCCCUCCCUGACCAUGAUGAUGCCCGGCCUGACGGAGGAAGAGUGCCACAGAUACCAGGAGCUGCUGGAGAUCAAGUGCCAGUACGAGCGACGCGCCGAGAAACAGCAGAGAGACGAAGCGAAGCGAGAGGACGGCGAGGCGGAGCGGAACGAGCAGACGGAGGGAGCGGAGGAGGGGAAGGAAAGAGAGGAGGAAGCCGCCUCUUCUAACUGCAGCGCCACUCUGAGCGAGCACGAGAUGGCGCUGAUAGAGGAGGAGUUACGCCACCUGGAGUUCAAGUGCCGCAACAUUCUGCGAGCUCAGAAGAUGCAGCAGCUCAGGGAGAGAUGUCUGAAGGCCUGGAUGAUGGAGGAGGAGACGGUGGCGGCCGGAGCAGGGCGACCGGGAACUCCUGAAGCAGGUUUGGCUAACCAUGACGAAGACAUGGACGAUAACGACUCUCAUCAUCACGAGUUGUCGGCCAUCAACGAGCUCCCGGAGCGAGAGCGAUCCGACGACAAAGACAGCACCAGCGCCUACAACACCGGGGGAGAGAGCUGCCACAGCACGCCGUUGGUCAGCACCGAGCAGAUCCCGCCCCUCCAGGAAGAGGAAGACGAAGGACGGAGACGACUGAUGUCUCCGCCUCCUCUUCUCCCCCUCAGUCGCCUCCCGCCUCUGAACUCCCCCCUUACCCCGCGGCGCCACGGGAGAGACAGAGACAGAGAGAGGCGACACUCCAACCUCAGCUGCACCUUCUCGCCGAGCACGUACAGGAAGUACGAAACAGCCAAUGGCAGUGUGGCACACGGAUCAAGCUCCACCCCCUCUACACCCUCCAAGUUCAGGUCCCUCACCAGAGAGGUGGGCUCGUCCUCCAGGAGGGGCGUGGCUGACGGAGGGCGGGGCUCCAGAGCAGGUGGCGCCCCCGACAGGCCGGGAGGUGGAAGUGCAGAAUCCAGCCCGUACUUCAGCAGAAGACACCACAGCCGCAGCAAACCGUUAGAGCGCUACCAGAGCUGCAUGACUCUGCCCUCUGAGGGUCUGGUGGACCCUCUGGACCGGGUAAGGGACAGAGCGAGGAUGGAGGGCGAGGAGAGAGGGGUGGGCACCGGCAGCAGUGGUCCAGCCAGCCCCAGGAGCGUGAACAGCGCCCCCUGUGGUCUGGAGGAUCACAGAGCCUCACGGUUAGGACUCGUCUUACCGCUCGGGAUGACGCAAUCAUCGCCGACCGCCUCGCCUCAGCGCAUGGAGUGGAAGGUGAAGAUCCGUAGUGACGGCACUCGCUACGUGGCCAAGCGUCCGGUCAGAGAUCGUCUCCUGAAGGCCCGAGCGAUGAAGAUCAGAGAGGAACGCAGCGGCAUGACGACAGACGAUGACGCCGCCAGUGAGAUGAAACAGGGCCGAUACUGGAGCAAAGAGGAGAGGAAGCAGCAGCUGCUGAGAGCCCGAGAGUACCGCCGGAGGAGAGAGUUCAUGAUGCAGAGCCGCCUCGACUACCUCAAAGGAGACAGGGACUCUUCAGGAGGACCUGAGGACCCCCGCUCAUCCCAAACCUCGCAGCCCAACAGCCGACAGAACUCCCCCAGCAACAACAUCCUGCUGCUGAGCCAGAAGAAGAUCAUGAAGAAGAGGAACCGACGCAUCCUCGACAACUGGAUCACUAUCCAGGAGCUGCUGGCUCACGGCUCCAGGUCGCCGGAUGGGAAGAAGAUCUACAACCCUCUGCUCUCUGUGACCACGGUGUGAUCCGAAGACGGAGAGGAGGGAGAGGAACAGGGAUUACGAUGCCUUUAGAGAUGUUUCAGAAGAGUUUGGAGGCGGGGGAGGAUUGAGGAGAGUUAAGGAAGACUGUGAGGAUGGAGAUUUGGAAGAAGGAAUCUCAGAGUGUUGCCUCUGAAAGGUUUGAGAUGACGAGACAGGACCAGCUCUUAAAACUUCAGGCGUUAAAAGAGAAAACUAAAUCAUGUCAGUUGAAUCUGGACACAAAGGACCUUCUGGGAUUGGACUGUCAGACGUGCUUUUUGUGUCGUUGCUGAACUCUUGAGCUCCAUGUGGAUCUCAGAAUCAAGGAGCCAGGGUUUUAACACCUCUCCUCUCUGACGUCUCUUCUUCUCAGUGACAGAAACAUUAAAGUGGAUGUUUGAGGAAAAGGAGGUUCCCUGGUUCUCUACCCUCCUUUGGACCUCUUGGAGAACCAGGACAGAGACGAGCUUGUUGGUCAGGGCGGCACAAACUGAAGGAGGAGAUCCAUCUACGAAUAUCUAAACUGACUACUGCCAAUGAGUGCCAACAGUCUUUGAACACAUCUUACAGGUUUUCUGUCAUGCAAGAGCAGAAUAUCUUUGCUAUGUUGUGUUGUGUGUUUGUAGUUUGUUCAUGUGUGACUUUCUUGUGAAGCAGUGUUCCAUCCAAGAACCCACUGACAGCACAACCACUGAGGGGGACAGCCAACUUUUCAGGGCUUCCUUUCCUUCCUUUCCUUUUCCUUUGCCCUUGUUUGCAGCCUGAGCAGCAGCUUGAGAAGCCAGCAUUAAGAACAAGUUUAGGGAUAACAUGUAAGAGCAGGUUACAAGGUUUUGGGAUUGCAUCAUGAUGGUCUGCUUUCUGACACUGGAUGAUUCUGCUCCAGAUGAAAACCUGAACACUGCUGGUCCUGCUCUCACAGAUAUGGAGUGUCAUGUAGAAAGAGUUACAGAUAUUUCACUUCUGACGGUCUGAGAUCACCGUGCACUGUGAGAUUGUUUAAACGUCAAGGAGGAUCUUCAACUCAAACUGUGCAGGAAUCACUAACAAUGCACGACCAGGUCUAACAAACGAUGUGCUCACACUCAGUAUGUUCACAUGAGGUUUAAAGAACUAUCUAUGGUGUGAGUGCAGCUAAAACCAGACAUUUAAAAUGUAUCUAAACAGAUCCCAGACCAUACAGCUGUGGAUUGAUUUUCCCUGGCAUGUACACGCCUCUAUCGGCCCCAAGCUACCCAUGGCGUUCUGUCUAAGCUCCACAGUUUGCACGCUGGGUGUUAAUGCAUAGACGGGAUCCAUGUACUAAAGAAAACCUCAACAGAAGAAGAGGAGAAAGUAAA
This is a messenger RNA of Notolabrus celidotus (New Zealand spotty), 3974 nucleotides long. RefSeq names its product PDZ domain-containing protein 4-like. The coding region runs from base 1 to 2637 and encodes 878 amino acids. NCBI's taxonomy places the organism in Eukaryota, Metazoa, Chordata, Actinopteri, Labriformes, Labridae. The transcript is spliced from 11 exons. The record is from RefSeq and is a predicted model, not a curated record.